CCGUCUCCCACCACCUCUCUCGACCAGUUUCUCUGUCUGGCAUUUCAUCGCCAUCGUAAUCUUCCUGUCGCUCGAACUCCUCUAAGUAGGUAUGUUCGAACUUCGACCAUGCACGUAGUGAUUCUUUUUUUCUCAAUGCUCGGAGCCUUGUGUGUUAGUGAUAUUGGUUUCUGUUGGUUCUUGUAUAGUUUCUGAUAUGUAAUGUCAAUUGAAGAUUUUCUUCCUCAUUAUCUAGGUUCGUACGGUAGUAAGCUGUUUAGGGUUUGCGAUGUUUAAUUACUUUGUCGUUGCUGUUGCUGAUGUUGAUAAUGCAUGAAGAGAGCGAAUAUAUCAUGUAGGCGAUACUGCAUUUAUCGGUGGAAAAGCUUGAAAUUUGGAGAGAAUUUGUUAGUGAAUUUAAUAUUUUAAGACUUUGGUAUUGAUAUAGUUUCAACAUUUGAUAAAAUAUACGGUCAUGGAUCCUAUGAGUGGAAGCGAACUUAGUGAUGAUACCGUUUCGGUUCUCUCGGAUGUGAAUCUUGUCAAGGGGUUCACGCUCGCAGAUAAACACUUUGUGGAUGCACCUCUGCUUUCCCAUGAUCCAAACCCUAGAAAUUUAGUCACAAGUGCGAUCAGCGAUCAGGGAGAAUUGUGUGAGGACAUUGAUUUUUGUAAUGUAGUACUCAAGUAUAUAAGCCAGAUGCUUAUGGAGGAAGAUAUGGAUGACAAGAAUUGCAUGUUCCAGGAGUCUUGGUCGGCACUUCAAGCUGCCGAGCGAUCAUUCUAUGAGGUUAUCGGGGAGAAGUACCCUCCUUCACCCAAGGACCAGCUCCCGCCUCCUUUCGAUCUAAGUUUUGAGAGCUCGGACGAACACUACACCGGGAAUUGCAGUGAAUUCAAUUACAGUAGCUGGAAUGGCGUUAAUAAUUUGGAAGAUCCUAGGUGGAAUUGCAAUUCUAGUGAGUACAUCUCUUGUAAAGCACUUAGUACUUCUGCAGACUGCACAUCACAAUCAUCAUUCCGCUCGUCAAGCAACGAGGCUAAUCUUGUAGAUGGGUUUGUGGAUUAUCCAGGAAGAAGUCUUGGGGCUCCUGGUAUUUGUGGUGAGAGCAAGUCUAUUAUUCAAUCCCAGGGAGGGGUUGAAGAAGCAAGCAAGUUCCUUCCAAAAGAUGGUGAUUCGUUUGUUAAUUUGAAUAAUAAUCUGUUGCUGCCCAAUGAGCCAAAGAGAGAAGCUAAAGCUGUUGUAGUAGCAGCGGAGGUUAAGAAGCAAGGGAUUGAGUACUCAUUAGAUGGGUCAAAGGGAAAAAAGAAUCCAAGAGGAACGAAGAAUCCUCAUGUGGAGGAUGUGGAUUCAGAGGCAGGAAGGAGUAGCAAGCUGUCAGCUGUUUAUACGGAAUCAACUGCAAGAACAGAAGUGUUUGAUAUGAUGUUGUUGUGUGCUAGAGAGAAAGCUCAACCUGCACUUGACAAUGCCUCGCAGAAUAGAGUAAUGAAGAAUAUGCAUCAAAAUAGUCAACUCAAAGGAUCUACUAGUAGAAAGGGCCGUGGUGCAAAACAGGGAGGUAAGAGGAAUUUGGUGGAUUUGAGGACUCUUCUAAUCCUCUGCGGAGAAGCCAUUGCAGUUAAUGAUCAACUGACAGUGACUGAGCUUCUGAAGCAGAUCAGAGAACAUUCCUCUCCUACUGGAGAUGGGAUGCAGAGAUUGGCCACCUAUUUCUCCAAUGGCCUUGAAGCACGCUUGGCUGGACGUGGAAGUCAGAUAGACCGUGCCCUUUUUGCCAGGAGAUCAACAGCUGCCGAUAUCUUGAAAGCUCACCGUCUGUUUCUUGCUGUGUGCCCAUUUCAGAAGAUUGCAAACUUCUUCUUAAGCAAGAUAAUUAUGCAAGUGGCUGAGAAAGCAACAAGGCUCCACAUUAUUGACUUUGGAAUUUCCUAUGGUUACCAUUGGCCUUCCUUCAUAGAACAGCUCUCAGCUCGGCCUGGUGUACCUCCAAAGCUACGGAUUACUGGGAUUGAAUUCCCACUUCCAGGUUUCAGACCAGCAGAAAUGGUUGAGGAGACAGGAUGUCGCUUAGCAAAUUAUGCGGAGAGUUUUAAUGUUCCAUUUGAGUUCAAUUCCAUAGCAAAAAAAUGGGAAAUGAUUCACAUGGAUGAUAUUAUGAUUGACAGAGAGGAGGUGCUUGUUGUGAGCUGUAUCUUUCGACUUAAAAGCCUACUUGAUGAGACUGUUAUGUUGGAGAGUCCACGGGAUAUGGUUCUUAACCUAAUCAGAAAGAUGAAUCCAGAUGUUUUCAUUCAUGGAGUUGUGAAUGCUAACUAUGGUGCUCCCUUCUUCCUCACGAGAUUCCGAGAGGCUGUCUUCCACUAUUCUUCUCUGUUUGAUAUGUUUGAAAGUGUCGUUCCCCGGGAUAUUCCAGAGAGGAUGCUGGUUGAAAAGGAAUUAAUUGGGCGUGAGGCAAUGAAUGUCAUUGCAUAUGAGGGCUUAGAGAGGAUUGAGAGACCAGAGACAUAUAAGCAGUGGCAGGCCCGAAAUAUUAGGGCUGGGUUUAGGCAGCUGCCUUUGAACAGGGAGAUUGUUAGGGCAGCAAAGGAGUGUGUAAAAUCAGGCUAUCACAAGGAUUUUAUAGUUGAUUUAGAUGGCCAAUGGUUACUGCAGGGUUGGAAGGGACGAAUUCACAAUGGGCUCUCUGCUUGGAAGCCUCUUCAUUAAUCUAACGCAUGUUCAUUUUUCAUUGAGGUUUGGGUGGCUCAGAUUUAAUGCCACAUAAAAAAUGGAAAUGCCUUUUCUCCUAUUUGAAAUGAGCAGCGAGGCGGCUUUCUGCCACCAUCUCUCUCUCUCAAGUUUUCAAAUCUGGCAUUUGCCAUCCUCAUUGUCAUCUUGUUCUAGCUGCUCUAAGAAGGUAUGUUGAUACAUGCGGGUAUUGAUUUUUUCUCUAUGCUCGGACCUUUGUAAAAAUGAUUGGCUUCAAAUAGUUUCCUGAUGCAAUAUAUCAGAAUAAAAGAAAGAAAAAGUAUUGCAAGAAAGUAAAGAGAAAAAACAGUCUUAGAGGAAAAUGAUCAAAUACUUGUAUUGUAUUUUUUGUGUAUCUUUACAUCAAUCAGACCUUUAUUU
Molecule: messenger RNA, 3091 nt
Organism: Malania oleifera
Lineage: Eukaryota; Viridiplantae; Streptophyta; Magnoliopsida; Santalales; Ximeniaceae
Product: scarecrow-like protein 14
Exons: 1
Coding region: 455-2689 (744 amino acids)
Biological process (GO): regulation of DNA-templated transcription
Cellular component (GO): nucleus
Molecular function (GO): DNA-binding transcription factor activity; sequence-specific DNA binding
Source: RefSeq, a predicted model, not a curated record